AUGUUUCUUGGAAUUGGUCAGAUGGUUGCCACCAUCAUCAUUCUGUACAUUGCCAAAAUUUCCCGCAAAGUCCAGUUUCAGGACUUUGAUCAGAGUAUUUUCUCUAAGGUAUUCCCCCUACCGUUGCUGUACGUGGCCAAUCACAUCACAGGUCUUGCCAGCACCAAAAAAUUGAGCUUACCCAUGUUUACAGUACUUAGAAAAUUCACAAUACUGUUGACUUUGAUCAUGGAAUCCAGGAUAUUAAGAAAAACAUUCCCACCACAGCUUGUAUGUAGUGUCUUGGCUAUUGUGUUUGGAGCCCUGGUCGCUGCAAGCUCUGAUUUAGCCUUUGAUGCAGAGGGCUACACUUUUAUUCUACUCAACGAUGUCUUCACAGCUGCCAGCGGUGUCUACACAAAGAAAAAACUGGGAGUUCCGGGUCUUGGCAAGUACGGACUCCUGUUCUACAAUGCAUUCAUCAUAGUAGUGCCCACUACUAUAACAAGUGCAUGCACUGGAGAUUUACAGGAGGUAACUGCUUUUAAAGACUGGCUCUCGUUUGGUUUUCUUUGUUACUUUCUUCUGUCUUGUGUUAUGGGGUUCGUUUUGAUGUAUUCCAUUGUCUUGUGCAGUCAUUACAAUAGUGCUCUAACCACAACGGUUGUUGGGGCAAUUAAGAAUGUAGCUGUGGCAUACAUCGGCAUGUUUAUUGGCGGGGAUUAUCUUUUCUCUUGGCCAAAUUUUAUAGGACUAAACAUUUGGUAA
This is a messenger RNA of Chanos chanos (milkfish), 747 nucleotides long. RefSeq names its product solute carrier family 35 member D2 (gene slc35d2). The coding region runs from base 1 to 747 and encodes 248 amino acids. The transcript is spliced from 10 exons. NCBI's taxonomy places the organism in Eukaryota, Metazoa, Chordata, Actinopteri, Gonorynchiformes, Chanidae. The record is from RefSeq and is a predicted model, not a curated record.